AUGAAGCUGGAAGCUAGCUGUGGCAUAGCCACCUCAGAGGUCCUUAAGGCCAAAAAAGAGCCUGAGCCAGAUGCGGAGCCACUCUCAGAGACCCGGCCACAGGAGGUCAAGGCCAACUCCGUGGGGUCCAAGCCCAGGUCCGGAUCCAGGCCUGAGGCCGAACAGUUGGACUUCGUGGUGGCCACAGAACAGGAGUUUGAGGAGGUGCUGGCUAUCUCUGGAGACAUCUACGGGGGCCUCGACUACCUUCCCAGCCGCUACCACAGCUGGCUCCGGGAUCCCAACCGCACUGUGGUGCUGGCCAAGCGCAAUGGAGGAGUGAUCGCGCUGGAGUCGGUGCAUGUGAUCGACGCUGGGGAGACGGCUCUGGUGGAGGGGCUGCGCGUGGCGCCUUGGGAGCGUGGCAAGGGCGUGGCCGGGCUGCUGCAGCGCUUCUGCUCGCAGCUGGUCAAGCGACAGCACCCGGGGGUCAAGGUAGUACGGCUCACCCGGGACGACCAGUUGGGCCCCCGGGAGCUGAAGAAAUACCGCCUAAUCACCAAGCAGGGCAUCCUUUUGGUCCGAUUCAACGCGUCGGCGCUGCUGGCAGGGCUGGGUGCGCGGCUGUCUGCACUGCGGGCCACCGGCACCUUCUCACCGCUGCCCACCGAGGCCCUGUCGGAGGCCGGCGGCGACGUAGCACGCCUCCUGCUAUCGCCCUCCGUACAGCGCGACGUGCUUCCGGGCGGGACCAUCAUCCAGGACUGGCAGCCCUACCAGCCGAGCGAGAGCAACCUGCGCCUGCUGGCGGCCAAGGGCCUGGAGUGGUGCGUGGACAGCCGUGUGCGCCCGCGCGUGCUCACGCUGUGCACGCGCCCCUUCCCAAUCCCGCUUGGCGGAGACGGCACUUGGUGCUACCUCAACAUCGACGCCUUCGGCUGCGACGGCGCGCAAGUGCAGAGCCAGCUUCUGUGGCACCUGCAACGCCAGGCCCCGGGCCUUGCUGGCCUCAACGUCAUGUGCCAGCUCUUCCUGGCGCCCCAGUUGUGGUCACAACUGGCUGAUUUCUGCCAGGCCGGCUUGGGGCUCGAGCUGGUCAAGGGUUACACUGAACAGUACCUGCUGGAGGCCGACAUCUGAGGCCUCUACUAUCUGAGGAGAAAGAAGGAGCGUUUUAGAAUAGGCCCCUUCCCCAGAUCCCGCCCCCAUUUGCAAACUCUACCUCCUCCCUCUGCCCUCUGCCCUGCCGCCCACCCUUACCUGAUAUC
Molecule: messenger RNA, 1247 nt
Organism: Rhinolophus ferrumequinum (greater horseshoe bat)
Lineage: Eukaryota; Metazoa; Chordata; Mammalia; Chiroptera; Rhinolophidae
Gene: NAT16
Product: N-acetyltransferase 16 (putative)
Exons: 4
Coding region: 1-1119 (372 amino acids)
Molecular function (GO): acyltransferase activity, transferring groups other than amino-acyl groups
Source: RefSeq, a predicted model, not a curated record